AUGGCACUCGGCAACCGGGUUUUAGACCCCUUGUCUCUCUCUCUGCGCAGAAGCUUAAACCCUAACGCCACGAACUCCAUGGAAUCUAUUGCUAAAGUGAACUAUCGUCAGCAACAACUUCUUCCCUCAAUUCAUCUUCAGCGUCCAUCUUUUUCAAGGCCCGUUUCUUCUCUCUCCUUCAGAAACCGCUCUCCACCGCUAUUAUUACCGACACUAAAAUCAUCAGCCUCACACAUAUCAAUCAAAGCCUCCUCGUCUUCCUCAUCAUUACCAUACUCUAACCCUCAUCUUCGAAACCCUAAAACCUUCCAAUCCCUACUCUUUGAAACCCUAAACUCCUUGCCAUUCUCUCUCCACAGAACUACCCUCAUAGCCGCCGUCGCCGUCACCGCUGCCGCUCUCUUCUUCUCCAAAUUCAACCUCAAACCCGUCAUUGCCGCACCGAUAUCACCCCCGCCCACCGUCGAAAGCACUAAGAACGAAACCGUUGUGGACGAAAACAGUGAAAAAGAGAAAGAGAAAUCCCUUGAAGAACACUUGCAGUCUCACCCAAAUGAUGUUGAAGGUCUUCGAACCCUGAUGGAAAUUCGUAUAAAAAAUCAACAAAUCCUCGAAGCCAUAAACAUUAUCGAGAGGUUGAUUGAACUUGAGCCCAAUGACAUUGAAUGGCCAUUGUUGAGGGCACACAUGCACUGUUACGGUGGAGAGAUUGAAUUGGCCAAAAUUGGGUUCAACGAAAUACUCGAAAACGACCCUUUUCGUGUUGAGGCUUACCAUGGUUUGGUAUUGGCAGCUUCACAGGGGGAUUCAACGAGUGAAUUGAAGGAUAUAGAGAGGAGGAUUGAGGAGGCAAUACAGAUGUGUAAGAAAGAGAACAAGAAGGAUGAAAUGAGGGAUUUAAAGCUUUUACUAGCGCAAAUUCGAGUGAUUGAAGGGGACUAUAAGGAUGCUCUGAAGAUUUAUCAGGAGCUUGUGAAGGAGGAGCCGAGGGAUUUCAGACCCUAUUUGUGUCAAGGGAUAAUAUACACAUUGUUGAGGAAGAAAAAUGAGGCUGAGAAGAAUUUCGAGAAGUAUCAGAGGCUUGUUCCGAAAGGGCACCCAUAUGCGCAGUAUUUUGAUGAUAAUAUGAUUGCAACGAAGCUCUUUGCUCAAAAGGUUGAAAAUGGGAAGGCGAAAUUGAAGAGCUGA
Messenger RNA from Ilex paraguariensis (yerba mate), 1188 nucleotides. The record is from the annotation of a GenBank genome assembly. Lineage: Eukaryota; Viridiplantae; Streptophyta; Magnoliopsida; Aquifoliales; Aquifoliaceae.